Messenger RNA from Trichophyton verrucosum HKI 0517, 1653 nucleotides. RefSeq lists its product as uncharacterized. NCBI's taxonomy places the organism in Eukaryota, Fungi, Ascomycota, Eurotiomycetes, Onygenales, Arthrodermataceae. Gene Ontology annotation, cellular component: mitochondrion. Bases 1 to 1653 code for a protein of 550 amino acids. The transcript has 2 exons. The record is from RefSeq and is a predicted model, not a curated record.
AUGAUAUCCGAACGCGACCUGUUCACGUAUACAUCCGGCCGUUACCUUUAUAACGAGAAGCUUCGCCUUGCCGGGAGAUAUGUCGAGUUCAAUGUCGAGGCGUUAAAAAGGAUUGCUGCUAAAGCUGUCGACCGAGACUCAACCGCCAGUAUCAAAAAGCUCGCAGAAGGUGGUUUCAACAGAGUGUUUCUUCUUACUAUGAAUGAUGGCUUCGAGGUCAUUGUGAAGAUACCGUAUUUGCUAGCAGUACCACAAAAACUGACUACCGAAAGCGAGGUUGCUACUUUGGACUUUUUGCGGGGGAAAAGCAUACCCGUUCCCAAGGUAUAUGCUUGGUCAUCCGACAAAGAGAAUGAGGUCGGAACCGAGUAUAUCGUUAUGGAAAAGGCUACUGGUAAACCAUUGACCGAUCGAUGGUUUAAUAUCACUCCCAAAGAGAUGUUGAAGUUGGUGACGAGUUACGUGGAUAUCGAGAAGAAGCUUUUUUCGUUUCCAUUCGCAGCUCACGGAAGCUUGUACUAUAAAGAGACAUUACCCCAGAAUCUUAGGGUUGAUCUCUAUUCGCCGGGAGAGCUAGGAGAUGACAGGUUUUGUAUCGGCCCCGUCACGGAUUACAUGUUCUGGCGUGGAAAACGUGCAAAUUUUGACUUGAAUCGAGGCCCUUGGCAAGAUCAUUGUCAAUACCUACAAAGUAUUGGUGAGCGGGAACUAGAAUGGACUAAAAAAUUUGGCAAACCUCUGAUGAACGACUUUCCCCACAAUGCUCUGGAAAACAUACCACGCGAGAUAUCGCAAGAUGUCUACAUCGACUUGCUCAAAAAGUAUCUAUCCUUAGCUCCAUAUAUAUUGCCUCAAGAUCCCACCGACCCUAUGAAUAAACCGACUCUGCGUCACCCAGGUACGUUCUCUUGUGCGUCGUAUUUACUGGCAGAGCUAACGAGGGUAGACCUUAACCCAAGCAAUAUCUUUGUUUCUGAAGAAGGCGAAAUAACCUGUCUCAUUGACUGGCAAUAUGCUGCUGUCCUGCCACUUCUACUGGUCGCAGGGAAUCCACCAAUGUUUGACAACCCAGACUCCGAACCACCAAAAGAUCUGGAGAAACCAUCUCUACCGCCAGACUAUGAUACCCUAAGUGCAGAAGAAAGGGAGCACGCGGAUGAACUCCACAGACAAAGGAUGCUUUUCUGGCUGUACAUGGUAUUCAACGGAAGAGACAACAAACCUCACCUCACAGCUCUUCGGUACCCAUUGCUGAUGCCGCGACAGCACCUCGUUGACAGAGCAGGACGCCAAUGGACUGGGAACUUUAUCACCUUGAAAGGUGCGAUUCUUAGGGUGGUUUCCAAUUGGCAUAUAAUUCUUGGAAAACGUGCAGGAACUAUUGAAUGUCCUGUCAAUUUCACUAAGGAGGAAGAAGAAGAGUUCUAUGCUAUCGAAGAGCAAUGGUUUCAGUUCAACAUUCUAACAGAACAUUUGCGUUCAAAGUUAGAUCAUCUAAGUGAAGAUGGUUGGGUGAGGAAUGAAUCAUACGAUAAAGUAGUUGCCUUGAACAAAGAGUUCAAGGAAGAAUGGUUGGCUCGGGGAGAGGAUGAUGAUGACCGGUUCCUUGUUGAGAAAGGUUGGCCGUUCCAAGAUCAUGAGGAGGUCGACUAA